This is a messenger RNA of Cuscuta europaea, 1296 nucleotides long. The record is from the annotation of a GenBank genome assembly. Lineage: Eukaryota; Viridiplantae; Streptophyta; Magnoliopsida; Solanales; Convolvulaceae.
GCCAAUUUAAACAUUCAAUUCAAUUUCAAUUUCAAUUUCAAGACAAGUGAAUAAAUAAAGAGCUAACAAAUAAACCACCAUCAGUAUAAUGACCAAGUUUGUGGAAGAUUUCGACAAGUUCCUGGGCAAGGCUAUCGACGAUCUUAAUGACAUGUUUGUCGUGUUUGACGACAACUUGGUGUCCAUCGAAUUCCUCAGCCGUGUCGUGUCUUCUCUCCGGUCAUUUCACGCCGAAUUCACGCGCCUGCUGCCCAAACUCCGAUUGCCGGCGAGGGACAAAUGGCUGGAAGGGUACAUGGACGAGAGCUCCCGGCUGUGGGCGGCCGGCCGUUUGAUCAAAAAGGCCGUUUCAAAUUUCGAGAACGGCGAAACUAGUGGCGGUCAUUUAGUUUCUCUCCUGCUUCGUCAUCCUGUUUUAAACCGAGACCGUUCGAUCCAGAUCCAGAGGAACAUAGCUCACUACGAGUGGGAACUAAAUGUAAUCGAAGAAAGGAACAAGAGAUGGAUAGAGACGAAGCUGGAGAAACUGUCCUUGAGAUUUACCAUAAACGUGUGGGGAGAAUCAAAAUGGAAUGGCUUUUACCAAAUCCUCCAUUGCAUGAAGAAUGCCACUUCUUUGCUGCUGCUGAUAUUGGUCACCGGCUUAGUCUAUUUCAACCCCGAAACCACCCCUUUGCUCCGCCUAGACAGCGAAGCCGACCCCCCGGGGCUUAUCGACCCGUCUUUCAUGGUUUCUGCAGCAAGAUUGAGGGAGAGGGUGGCACAGGAGAUGAUGGGGUUGUCUGGAAUUGCCGUUCUUGAGUUCCAGCAGCUGAGAGUGGCGGUGGAAAAGGUUAAAAGAGAAGUGAAGAUAGACACGGAUUCUGAAGUGGUCAAAGUUGAUGAAGGCAAGGUUGAGAGGUUGAGAGAUUGCUUUGAGACGUUGAAAUGUGAGGUUGAAAGCAUAAUUGAGCAACUGGAUGACUUGUUUGAUGAGAUAGUAGAAGGGAGAAAGAUGAUUAUGGACUUGUGCAUUCGUGAGGAGGAUUUAGAAGAAGAAGAACAAGGAGAAAUUAUACACCAAAAGAGAGUUAGACACAAAUAUCAUACCAAAUCACGUCACAUAUAAACAUAACACAUUCUUUUAGACGGGAACAUAAUUCUUUUACCUCAAAUCUAUAACAUUUUCUAGGCCGGAGUUUUCAUUUUUAUUCUUUUUAUUUUUGGAAAUAUCCUUCAAUUCUAAACCUAUAGCUAUUAUAGUAUUCCCUCAAGAUAAUGCCAAUAUCAUUGAUUAUGAUCACACUCGAACUUGAG